GCAUUUUGUCUUGUGGAAAACCAACAAUGAGCCUUACUAGCCAAAGUUGAAAAUUGCAUUCAUUUCCUUAGAAAAGGAUACUAUAAUAUCUUACAGAUUGAAUCGUCGUGCAAACCCGCCACAGUACUUACGGUGUUUGUAGACGUGAUUUAACACGACGAAGACGAACGAACCACUGUCCAGAAUUUUGGCUUGUUUUUAAAUGAAUUUCUAACCAGCAUUAUAAAUUUAUUUGAGACAGAUAAAUAUGUCUGAGCCAAAUGCUGAUAGUGUUACUAUUCACAUCGAUAAUAUGCUUCGUGAUUUGUCUUCUGCACCCUCAGAGCCCACUAUUUUGCGAGUCAGUGUUCAAUUACGCAGCACAAAUCCCAAGGCUUACGAUCCAGAAAUAAUAGCUAUUGGUCCUUUUCACCACGGUAAAGUUCAGCUGCAAAACAUGGAGCAGCACAAAGUCAGGUACCUAAAACAGUUGCUUCAGAGGAGAAACGAGUCGAGCGCAGAAAGAUAUGUUAUUGCGAUGAGGGAGAUAGAAGAUCGAGCACGAAAAUGCUUUGGAGAAGCUAUCCAAUUCAACCGAGACAAGUUUGUCGAAAUGUUGCUACUUGAUGGUUGUUUUGUCAUUGAAUUCCUUCGUAAAUUUCAAGAAAAAGAUUUUCGAGAUAAGGAUGACCCUAUUUUUCGAUACAGACAUAUACAAGGAUUUUUGCUACAUGAUCUCAUGGUAAUUGAGAAUCAACUUCCAUUUUUUAUCAUCGAUCUUUUAUUCAACAUGACUAAGAUGGAUAAUCAAGACAUCAAUUAUAUAAUAUGGCCUUUGCUACAAAUUGGAAGAUCGUUUUUUCCAAAGAUAGAUAUUCAUGAAAUCCCAGAGGCUCCCCAUCUCCUUGGCAUAGUACAUAAUAUCCAUUGUUCAUCAUUUGCAGAGAUAAAAUAUUAUAUUGAUUCUGAAUAUAAUACAGAGAAAAUAGAUUCAGCAAUAGGGCUCCAAGAGGCAGGAAUUACGUUCAGAAAGUCAGAAGAGAACAGUUUAUUUCAUAUUAAAUUCAAGAAUAAAGCUCUGAGCAUUCCAGCAUGGGAAAUUUCUGAUGUGACAGAAUCAUUGUUUAGAAAUUUCAUUGCAUAUGAACACUACUUCACAGGAAGUAAUAAAAAAUAUGUGACAGAUUAUGUGUUCUUCAUGAAUUGUCUCAUCCAUUCCCCUAAGGAUGCAAAAUUGUUAAGGCGUAAUGGAAUUAUCAGCAAUAUCUUAGGAAGUGACGAUAUGGUUUAUCGAGUCAUUAAUCAGCUUGGGGAAAACACCUUCAUUUCUGAAAAGUUCUCAUAUUCCAAAAUUUUCCACGCUGUGAAUAAUCAUUGUGGCCGCAAAAGAAAUGAAUGGAUGGUGAAGUUAAGACGCAGCUACUUUAACAGUCCAUGGGCACUCUUUUCUGUGCUUGCUGCCAUUUCCAUGCUUCUACUCAGUAUCACGCAGACAACUUUUGCAGUUCUCUCCUACAGUAAGUUAUUCCCGAAUUUUUCGCUACUUUUAUCUAUAAAGGCUUAUCCUCCAUUUAGCAGUUUCGAAGUACCUUUGAUUGUCUCAGGUCAUGAUCUCAAAAAGGACAGCUAAUUCUAAGUGGAAGCUUGAGCGACAAGGUAUUGUAACUCAAAUUACUAUAAAUUGCAGGCAUUAAAAUUUCAAUUUCCAAUUUGUUUUAUGAAGAAUUGCAUUAUUAGUGCGUCAGUUCAGAUGACAGCUUGUAGAAUGGAUGUCACAAAAUAAAGGUUAAACUUUUGC
Messenger RNA from Olea europaea var. sylvestris, 1777 nucleotides. RefSeq names its product UPF0481 protein At3g47200-like. Bases 248 to 1609 code for a protein of 453 amino acids. The record is from RefSeq and is a predicted model, not a curated record. Lineage: Eukaryota; Viridiplantae; Streptophyta; Magnoliopsida; Lamiales; Oleaceae. The transcript is spliced from 2 exons.